AUGGGUUAUGAUAAUAAAAUUAUAAGUAAUAAUUCUACUGAAUUAUAUCCAGACAAAAAUAAAAAAUUGAACAAACCUAAUUUUUUAGAUGUAGAUUCAAUUGAAUGUAAGCCUAAUUAUAUAACACAAACUUAUAUAAUUAAAAAUACUCUCAAUGAUGCAAUAAAUUGUAAGAAAAAUGGCCAAACUUCUAUUUUUAAGGAGGAAAUUAAAAAGGAAAAAAUGGAAAAUAAUUUUAGCUGCAAUAACCAAGAAAGUGACUAUGGGAAUACGAAUACAUCCUUAUAUAACUUAGACAAUAAAGAAGGAGUAAAUAUGCGUUCGAAUGAAGCGAGCUUGACUACCUUAUCUAGUAUUGAAUAUAUAGGAAAUAAAAAUGUCGAACAAAAUUUAAAUAGUAUUGAUAAUAUAAAUAUGCUAAACAGUACUAAUAAUGAUUUAAAUGGUUUACAUUCUUAUGAAAGUACAUUAAAAGAUUACGAAAAAGAUUAUGGAGCUAAUACUGAUAUCGAAAGCGGAGAAGAUACACUGCCACAGUUACACAUAGAUCUUGAAGAAAAAGAAAGACAUAAAAGUGUAAAGAGGAAAUAUUGGGAAAUUAAUCAAAGUGAUAUAGUAGACGAUAAAAUAAAUAAUAUAUAUAGAGAUAGUAGAAAUAAUAAAAAUUAUACUUACUCACAAAAGAUACAAAUGGAAUAUGCAUAUGAAAGUUAUGCAGAAAAUAAUAUGAACUUAAAAGAUGAAAAGGAAGGCAAAGAAGGGAAUGCCUAUAGUGAGCAGAAUAAAAAUACUCAUAUACGAACAUUACAAUUUCACAAAGGUGAUAAAAAUUUGUUUUUUCACUUUUUUAAUGGUUAUAAUAAGGAUUGUACGAAUGAUAGUAAGAGAAAGAAAUAUGCAUAUAUGAAAGAGUUUGUUCAAAAUCAAAUUAAUUUUUAUGACUUUUUAUUAGAGAUUCAUAAAAAUGUACCAUUAUGGGGAGAAUAUGAAUCCAAUUUUUUUUUUCAUUGGAAAAAGAUAAUGGAAAUACGCAUUGAAGAAUUAAAAAUAUAUAAAUUAAUAUUUAGAUCUUUAUAUGUUGAAUCUGUUAAAUAUUUACAUUUUCAUAUCUUAAAAAUAAUUAUUGAUGAACUUGAUGAAUUAAGAAAAGUGCACGAACCACAAUAUAUAAAAUUUAUAUUGUCAGAAAGUUAUAAAAAAAAUUAUGAAUCAAACUUUUAUAAAACACCAAAUAUUAAUCCUAAUAUGAAUGAAUAUAUCCAACUACAUCAUAUGAAGCACAUUGAAAAAUAUAUGGAUGUUAAAAAAUUUAUUAAGUCAUUAGACAUAUUACAAAACCAAAAACAACAACCAUAUAUAGUUCAGGCUAUCGAAAUUCCUUCACAUAUUUUUAAUAUGUAUCAGAACAAGCUUAAAGACGAAAUAGAUUUUUCUUUUUUUAAUUCUGAACAUGAGAAUAACAUAACUAUUGGGGAAAUUAACAUUUCUGCUAAUAACCAAUCUCUUCAAAAAAAUACAGAGUUAAAAAAAAAUGCUGAACAGUCUAAUGGAUUAUUUAAAAUAAAAUCAGAGCAUUUUGAUAAUCAAAAAAUUGAGAAUAAUCCAGAACUUAGUGUCAAUUUUUAUUCCAACACCAGACUUGCACAAGGUGAAGAAAAUGAAAUAAAGUCUACCCCCAAGAAUACUCAAAAGAUGUCUUCAAAGAAAAAAGAAAAUUAUAAAAUAAAAAAAUUAAAUUCGCCCAUAAAUACAAAGCCAAAGAAAAGAACAGGAUAUUAUGAUCUUGAAAUUGAUGGUGUUGUUGCAUCCUUUGAAGCUAGAAAAGGGGUUUACUAUGACAAAUCAAGGAAAUUGUGGAGAGCUAAUUGGAAGGAAAAUGGAAAAAUACAAACAAAGGGAUUCUCUGUAAACGAGUAUAAAUCCGUUCAACUUGCUAGACAAAAGGCAAUUGAGUGGAGGGAAAUGAAAGAAGUCCAACUUUUAUUAUGA
This is a messenger RNA of Plasmodium vinckei vinckei, 1989 nucleotides long. RefSeq names its product transcription factor with AP2 domain(s), putative. The transcript has 2 exons. Gene Ontology annotation, biological process: regulation of DNA-templated transcription. Bases 1 to 1989 code for a protein of 662 amino acids. Gene Ontology annotation, molecular function: DNA-binding transcription factor activity. The record is from RefSeq and is a predicted model, not a curated record. Lineage: Eukaryota; Apicomplexa; Aconoidasida; Haemosporida; Plasmodiidae.